GGGAACGAUAACUGUGUGAAGUUGUCAGAAUGUUGGGUUAAUUUGUUUUAAGGUAGCAUGAUGUAGUUCAGUAAUGAUGUACUAAUGAAUGCAAAGCUCGUUAAUAUAUAUUAACAAUUAUUGUAUUUUUAAUAAUAAUAAAUAAGCACAGACAAGGGAAGUAUGCACAUAGGUGCCUUCAAAAUUUUGAUCUGUAAAAUAAUAAAAGCUGUAACACCAAGUCUCUGUUUACGUGAUGGAUCUCCCAUAAAUGCAGAACAAACAACAGGCGAGAAAAGUCGUAACGCUGAAGUUAACAUUUACCGAAGAAGAAUUAAUUUCGUAUAUGGGGUUCUCGGUUACUGUUCCUGCAACAUCUAAGGAUGCAGGCUACUGAAUCACAAUCACUUGCAGCUCUUGAGGCUUUGAUGAAUGAAUUUUUUGCUCCAGAGACUAGCAAUGACAGGAAACGAGAAAUUGAAACAGUGCUUCAUGACUUCAGUAACCAGCAAGGAGCAUGGAAACAUUGCAUUUAUUUUAUGUCACAUUCCAGCAAUCAGUAUGUCUGCAUGUACAGUCUGAAUACUAUUGAAAAAUUAAUUACAAAGCAGUGGCUUGGUCUUAUGUGGGAUGAACGUGCUCAAAUAAAGUCAAUGCUUUACCAGUUCGCUUUGGAACACCAUAAUACAGUACCAAAUUUCAUUCGAAAUAAACUAGUCAAGUUAGUUGUGGACAUUGCUCGGCUUGACUGGCCUCACUUCUAUCCAGAUUUUUUCACCAAUAUUUUACAACUGAUCCAGAAUCCAGAAACAACAGUUCUUGGUCUAGUCUUUCUGCAAACAGCAUCAGAGGAACUAGUUUGCCCAUGGGAAGAUCUAAGCAUUUCACGUAAAGAAGAGCUUCGGCGCCUGUUGCUGGCACACAUUCCCCAGGUUUUCUCCAUUCUCACAAAUCUGUUUGAACAAAUCGCACAGAAGCAACAACAGCAUGGUGUUACAGCAACCCCUCCUCCAUCACCAACCCAUGGGCAGCCCAACUCAGCAUCACCAGUUCAUUCAGGCUCUUUGCUGAGUUCAGUGCUUGGAAAUGGAAGGAAGUUCCACAGCUGUUUGGACACAGAUAGCGACACAAUUUGUUGCCUGGCCUUACAGGCACUGACACAUCUUCUUUCCUGGGUUCCUAUUUCAUCGUACAUUACGCCAAAUCUCGUAGCCUCACUUUUUCAACUAGCUAGCAUUACGCAGGCUUCAUCUGCACAUGAAGGCCAUAGUGUUGGAAUGCUGGCAAUGGCUGCAAUAAAUGAAAUAAUGUACAAAAAUUGCAUACCUGUCUCUUGUGAGGAUUUUCUUUUGGGUGUUUUUCAACAGGCAAUGCAUUUAAUGAACAAUAUACUGCAAUCAGGGGGACUUGAGCACUUAGAAGAAAGUUACCAAGAGAAGAUAACAGAGUUUCUCAGAGUUUUUGUUGGCUUACACCUGCGACGCCUUGAAAAUAACCAAAAAUUCUCUUUAUUGGACUUUUUGUCAAUGUUAUUCAAGUAUACAUUCCAACAAUCAAGUCUGGAGCAUUUCUCUAAUUGCCUAGAAGUAUGGAACAUCCUUCUGGGGCAGCUGGAUACAGGGACUGAAAUGCUUACGACGACGUUUCAUGCAGCCUUGCUGUCUUUAGUGGAACAGAUAUUAAGGAAAAUACAAUUUAAAUUUAAUCAAUGUGAAUUGGAAGAACUGGAUGAUAAAACUCUGGAUGAUGAUGAGCAAACAGAAUGGCAGAAGUUUCUUCGGCAAAAUAUAGAAAUUGUCGCGAAAGUUGGUGAAUUUGCUCCAUUAGAUACAUACUCAUUAGUGUAUGAGCCAUGGAAGGAAGCAGCAAACAUCUACUUGCACCUUGAACAGGCUGUAGAUGUUUCAAAGCGUCAACUUUCAGUCACUGCCGAACAUGAGUGCGUUCGUCUCCACUGUCUACUGCGUGAUCUUUCUUCACUUACACAAUUGAUGGGUCGAAUGUAUCCACAUUUCAUUGGUAAAGUUCUUAGAACGCUAUUCCCUGAUGCACAACAGUUGGUGCUACAAUUAACAGGAAUGGCAACAUAUGCAUCUCGUGUUCAGUUGCAUCAUCUUCAUACAUCACCUCCCAUACUGACUGAGGACUUGGUAGAAGUAUUCAGCUGCACAUCUGCUGUUGUCAUUCACCAAUGUUGUAAGGCCUUUGCGGCUGUGGGAAGCAGAUGCAAUAAGAGAAAUGUAUCAGAUUGUGCCAAGGAUGAACUAUCUCCAACCUGAGACAAAGCGGUUAGUGACACGAGCACUUUGUAAUACCUUACUGCUGUCUUGCCCAGGGGUACCUAAUAAUGAGCAAUGCUGGGAUGAACGACACAGGUUGCUGACAGAUCUUAUGGAUUCACUCACUGCCUGCUUUCAACAUGUGACACCAACUUCACCUCAUGCUCAAGAUGUAAUUACAAACACACUGCUGCUGCUUGGUGACCUGGUUGAAUCUGUUUGUUCGGAAAUAACAAAUACGAAGAAACUUCUGUUUUCUGUCAUUCAGGCAAAUGUACACAAAGCAUUAUCACUCUUCCCAGCAUAUGUGCGGACGCCUAAUGUUUGUGAAGCAAUACUUGAAUUCUUCAUGAAAGCAUUUGCAGGCUUACAGCAACAAUUAGGAGCAUCACUUACAGAAACAACUGUCCAAACAUUCCUGGAUGUUUUCACAAGAGAACAGUUAUCCACAUCUAUGGGACAGGAAGGUGGUGCUGGAGCUAGAGUUGUUGAAAAAUUUCUUCAGCUGCUGCAGCUUGUUAUAGCUGAGCCAGCUGCUUCAUUUAAGCGCUUUGUGCCCAGCACUAUCACACUUUGCCUGGAACAUGUGUAUCCUCUUGUUGCAGAAUCUCCCUCACCAGAAAUAAAGCCUGCUUUGUUCGGGCUGCUGCAUGCUGUAAUGAUGCACAAAUGGCAAUAUUUCUAUAACACGCCUCUUCUUCAAGCACUUAAUCAAAAUGCUGGGUCAGAACAUAUUGACAACAGAGAACAAUUGAUUUCUAUUCUUAGAGCAUAUGGGCAGUCAUUGCUGCAACCAGAUAUUAAUAUUUUUGGCCAGAACCUGAAAAGUCUUGAGCAAAUAAACAUCAAAUGGAAACUUUACCAUAGAAGUAUCUUCCAGGAAGAGUUGCUGGGGCAGUUUUUGACAGUAUUAUUUCAUUCACUUAUACACAAAUCUCAUGCUUUGCUGGAAGAAGAAAUUACAACAGCAAUGUACAACAUGGCAUCUGUAAAUUUUACUGCCUUCUACAGUGAAUAUCUCCCCAGGUUUCUGCAGUCUACCGAGGGUUUGGAUAAUGAUCAAAAGGAGAUUUUACAAAGAAAUUUCAGGCAAGAAGUGGACCUUCCAUCGUUUACCCAGAACGUGCAGAGAUUGGUAAAUGAUCUACGAUGUUAUAGGCUGUGUAAUAGCAGUCUUCCUGGGGGCAGUGUAAAACUCUGAACUUUAUAGUGUACAGUCAUAUAAAUGGCUUUAGCUUUGCAGUGUAAAGUGGACCAAUAUAUGUAACUUUUUAUAUUCUUCAUAAGGCUUUUGUGAAUUUUUAUAUUGCUAAUGAUGAUUAGGAUGAAAGUCCUGAAUCAAAAAGAUUGUCUUAUUACGUAUUUUGCUGUUAUUAAACUUCUUAUAGAAGAAGAA
Messenger RNA from Schistocerca piceifrons (Central American locust), 3654 nucleotides. It is a transcript of the gene ebo, whose product is annotated as exportin-6-B. Gene Ontology annotation, molecular function: nuclear export signal receptor activity; small GTPase binding. Lineage: Eukaryota; Metazoa; Arthropoda; Insecta; Orthoptera; Acrididae. The record is from RefSeq and is a predicted model, not a curated record. Gene Ontology annotation, biological process: protein export from nucleus.